GUCCCGCGCAAGACUGCGCCCAUGUCGUCUUACGCUGCGCUGGUGACCAGCUCCCCUCAACUUUCCCCAGCGGAGCAACUUCAAUUCAUACAGGACUAUCGUUUUUGUCGUUCAUUCGUUCUUUUGGCCCUGGCCUUGGUUUUAUACGACUAUGCUUUGACGCUUGCUUCGGAGAUUGCCUGUAUGCUGAAAGGGAAGUUUCUUUGGGCGAGAAUUAUGUACCUGGCGUGUCGGUACUGCAGCGUACUACUCGUAAUCCUUGCCAACAUCCUGAUGUUUUGGGUGGAUUUGUCCUCUCAUGCAUGCUUGUUCGAUAUGGUAUUACAUGUUCGUGAUUGGAGCUAUGCCUGGACAAAUAUCGAUUACUAUCAUCAUGAUCCUCAGGGUCUAUGCAAUGUACAACUGUAAUCGACGAGUUCUCAUAGCUUUAUUCUCAGCCUUUGCACUCGAGGUUGGAGCGCUAUUCACGCUUAUCAUCAUCGUGGCCUCAAGGCUAGAGACUAUUGAAGUUCCAUAUACGUCUGGCUGUUUCCCGGUUAACACCCGGCAAUUCGCCUACGCGUUCUGGAUACCCAAGAUCGUAUUUGAACUCACCUUAUUUGUCCUCGCAGGCCGGUGCUGCCUUCAAGAAUAUUAUAAACGGCACCCAACCCCGCAACUGCUCAACGUGCUUCUACGAGAUUCCGUGGCUUUUUUUGGCGGAAUCUUUGUUUUCAACCUGUCCAACUGUCUCAUCUGGGCGAUCAGCAGGCCGACGCUUUUCGUUGCCCUCCCGGUCCUUCAAAUCGCAUUUGAGUCCGUCCUAGGAUGUCGAUUACUGCUCAAUCUCAAGGAAACGGCAAAUCCUUGGCUCCGAUACGAUUCUGCGAUUUACGGCAUGCAUUCUUCGCUUAGCUCGAGUGCUGUCUUUGCGGAGUAUGGAAGUGACGAGACCCCAGCCGUAUUCAGGAUGGCGCGUAUACCUGCAAAGUAAUAAAGCAUUGAUGUCUGGUUGUAUAUAUACAGGCAGUGUUGCACCCGCAUGGCCUAAACAUUCAUUUAAAGUCAAUUCACUCCUUUUCAGACGU
This is a messenger RNA of Somion occarium, 1067 nucleotides long. The record is from the annotation of a GenBank genome assembly. NCBI's taxonomy places the organism in Eukaryota, Fungi, Basidiomycota, Agaricomycetes, Polyporales, Cerrenaceae.